This is a messenger RNA of Dovyalis caffra, 468 nucleotides long. NCBI's taxonomy places the organism in Eukaryota, Viridiplantae, Streptophyta, Magnoliopsida, Malpighiales, Salicaceae. The record is from the annotation of a GenBank genome assembly.
AUGAGACUUGCCUACGAUGGUCAAAGUAGCUUCGUUAAGAUUUUGGCUUCGAAGGGCGUGUUCUUCAAAGGUGUGAAGCCUGGCAGAGGCAGAAACAGCCAACUCUAUGCACUUUUUCCUUUCAAAGCGAUUUAUCAAGAUAAAAUUCGGCCUAUGCUACAUGAAACAGAUGUGAAUAAGAUUCUGAACUACUGGUGGGAGACGGAAGAUCGUGUUGUAGAUGGAAUUUCUCCAAAACAAUUGCAAAUGAGAACACGAGACAAGGGAAUUCCUUUCGGUUUGUCGGAGAAAAUGACAAUAGAAGAGGCAGCAGCAGGGCCUGCCGGCCCUAAGGUUCUUCGUCUGCUCUACUUCGUUGGCGCUGGAUUUAUUUGCACAGUUGGAAUCAAUAAAUGGAGAGAACUAGAGCGAAAAUCAAUCCUCAAACAACAACAACAGCAGCAGAAGAACAAUGAUUUAUUGCCUUAA